Messenger RNA from Ectocarpus siliculosus, 2055 nucleotides. The record is from the annotation of a GenBank genome assembly. NCBI's taxonomy places the organism in Eukaryota, Phaeophyceae, Ectocarpales, Ectocarpaceae.
UAAUCCCUCGACCAUCCUCUCCACUCCACCCGGGUGAGUCGGCUAUCGAGGCACAUAGGCUGCAGUCGUUUCAAGAUCUGGGGGGUAUAUCAUGGCUCGCACGGCCCUACGGAGUGCUGUAGUAGUCGUCUUGGCCUUCGCUCAGCUUUCAACAUCGUUUGUGCUUUGGAGUAGCCCUGCUGCAGCCCCCGGCGCGUUUACUCCAUACCCUCGAGGGCAGCACCCCAGCAGCACACCCAUGGCUCCUGGCUUGACCGAACGCAUCGGUUCGACGGCGGUGGUGGGUGCCAGGGCUAUGGCGUCCUCCUCGACCAACGAGACUCCCCCCGUAUCGCCGCUCCCGGGAAACUGCUUGGUCAUCGGCGGGAACCGCGGGUUGGGGUUGGAGGUCGUGCGACACCUGAAGAAGCGAGAGAGUACAGUCCUGGCCACCACUAGGACGACCAACGCCGAUCUUGAGGCUGUCGGGGUUAGCGUGCUCGAGGGGAUCGACGUCUCCGACAAGGACUCCGGGACCAAGCUCGUGGAGGCGGUGCAGAAGGAGCUGGGUGAGGGCGGCACUCUCGACUACGUCAUAUGCAACGCUGGAAUUUUGAUCCCCGACACGUUCGAAGACCCCGAGUUCGACGCGGCCGUCAAGAUGUACGAGGUUUGCGUGCUCGGACCCCUCCGUGUCCUCCAGGCUCUAGUAGUGUCAGGACUGUUGCGGAAGGGAUCGAACAUCGGCAUGAUCACGUCGGAAGGCGGGUCGGUCGGCCUCCGAACGGAGGUAGAGGGGGGGAACAACUACGGGCACCACAUGAGUAAAUGCGCUCAGAACAUGAUGGGCAAGCUCUUCGCGCUGGACGUGAAGACCCGCGGUGUGGCGAUCGUGAACAUCCACCCCGGCUUCAUGAAGACGAGCAUGACCGAGAUAUACGCCGACAAGUACGACGAACUGGGUGCCAUCGGGCCCGAAGAAGCAGCGCCCGGCAUAGUAAAGGCCGUGGAGGACCUGACUCUGGAGACCACGGGGAAAUUCAUCGCUCCCCAAGGAAGCAAGAGCCUAGGCCUGGGCGUCUACGCGCUCGAGGACCCCGAAAGCUACGGGCCCUUCUGCGAGCUCCCAUGGUGAUCUUUACUGCCGCCGAACCGUGCAAACACCCCUCCUCCAUGACGUAUCCGAAGGGAGAACCGCGGAGCCAGGUUGUCAAUCAAGCACCGCAAAGGGUACAUCCUUCUUCGAAAGUGGGUGCCCGUAUGUAGAAGGCGCUGAUCAGGGGAGAACGAAAAGUCGCCCAUUUUUUGUUGCUUGUCGUAGAGGCUUUGGGUUCGGCAGUGCGAGAGGGGACGAAGUGCUGUCGGUGGUGUUUCGAAGACAGGGAUCACAUGUCAUCGACCUAGAGCAAAGGGUUGCAUCUCCAGGCGCUUCGUUCUCCUUUGAAUACAACGGGGAAAAAAAGAGAGCCGGGGGCUCCGUGCAUUCUAUGGCACGGAUGAGCAGAAGAUGAUUCAUAUCUGCGCUCGAGCAAACCCUUGCAAGCAGCAGUACUAUUGCUUCCCACGCUUUUCCAGCUCGCUUGAGUAAGUGCUGCUUCUUGAGGCUGCCGUCUAGACGGCUCUGCGGUGCCUCUACUGUUCGUGAAUCACGUCAACGCGUGUGUACAGAGCCUGUAUAUUUGUCCCGUCUGCUCCUUGUUAUUAUUGUUCAGUUUGCUGCUUGCUUUUGUUCCGUGUCGAGUUGUCGGGUUUCCGUGGAUUCCCGAACGCGGUGUUUGUAUUCAGGGGGGGGGAGCGCGGGUACCGUAGCGACGAGAAUUCGCGCGCAGAUGGUCCCCCUACAUGCAGCGUUUCCUUGUCAGCCCUGUUGGUCACCCUGUGUACCAGGGACGCAUAUUUAUUGGACCUGUCCGUCAACAACCAGCGGACGUGCCACCUUUUACGUUGGACCAUAUUGUAGUUCAGAAUCGGAGAUUUGAGAGGGAAACAUUACGUACUGUAUCACCGAACCGUUUUUUGUCAUGGCCCAGGCCGCGCAAUGUCCAUGUCAGUUCAAAUGUUUAUACGCUUCCCAUU